AGGCCGGGAGGAUGUCUCUAACUGAUGAGCUGGAGACCCACUUUUCUGCAACCCCCUACAUGGUGGCAGACACAAGUGAGGGCAGCCUCUUCAGAAUCAGACCCAAUGUCUCUGCCAAUGCCACCAGGGAUGGCACAUCAGCUGACGGUUCCAUGGAGGACAUGAUUGCCAUCUGCACCAUUGGGACAAUCCUCUCCCUCAUGUGUGUGAUUGGGGUGACAGGCAAUGUCUACACCCUGCUAGUGAUGUGCCAUUACUUGCGGUCAUCUGCUUCCAUGUAUAUUUACAUCAUCAACCUUGCGCUGGCAGACCUGCUUUACCUUCUCACCAUCCCCUUCAUUGUUGGGACCUACUUCAUUCAGAAAUGGUACUUUGGGGACAUUGGCUGUCGCAUCUUGUUCAGUCUGGACUUCCUCACCAUGCACGCCAGCAUCUUCACCCUCACAGUCAUGAGCACAGAGCGCUACUUUGCUGUGCUGAAGCCCCUGGACACUGUCAAGAGGUCCAAGAGUUACCGAAAGGCCAUUGCUGUUGUUAUCUGGCUGGUGUCACUGCUGCUCACUCUCCCAAUGCUCAUCAUGAUCCAGCUGGUGCAAAGGGACAACAAAAGCAUUUGCCUGCCCACUUGGAGCAAACUGUCCUACAAAGUCUAUCUCACCAUCCUUUUUGGUACCAGCAUAGUGGGACCAGGCAUGAUCAUUGGCUACCUUUACAUCCGAUUAGCUAAGAUAUACUGGGUGUCACAAACAGCAUCCUUCAAGCAGACCAAGCGGCUGCCAAAUCAAAAGGUGCUCUAUUUAAUCUUCACAAUAGUGCUGGUCUUCUGGGCUUGCUUCUUGCCUUUCUGGAUAUGGCAGCUCCUCUUCCAGUAUUAUGAAUCCUUCCCUUUAUCUCCCAAGGUAAUGAAGAACAUUAAUUAUCUGACAACCUGCCUGACCUACAGCAACAGCUGUAUCAACCCCUUCCUCUACACCCUGCUCACCAAAAACUACAGAGAGUACCUGAAGAACCGACAGCGGACCCUUAGCAGCAGCAGUGGGUACUUCCAAAGGAGGAAUCGGUUCCAGAGGAUUUCAGGGAGAUCCCUGUCCACAAGCAGUCAGCACUGCACAGAGACAUACGUUCUUGCUCACGCUCCUCUGGGAAACAGCAAUGCCUGAAGGUAAAAUAUAUCUCCAAGAACAAUCAGUACUGACUUCCCUGUUGCUUUGAUUUAAAGUGUACGUUGUAAAGACAAAGACUUAGCAGAUCCAUAAUGUGCACACAUUUAAUCCAGAGGCUGUGCUGUCUGUUCCCAUUUUCUUCAGUGCCACCAAUUUGAUGCUAGCAGCGUUCAGCUGAACAUCUAUCUAAAUAGCCCUUUGCUUUUUAUCUUUGUAUUUUAUAGUGUAUAUCUCCUUCAAGUAGACACCAAUAAUGAGAGCCUAUAACAGGGUCAUGUUUUUAACAGUACCAGCUGUCUCACAGUGUUUAAAAUGUUGUUAUCCAGUGAAUGGCUGUAGUUUGCUCUUUCUUUAGGUGUAAUGCUAGAUUUAU
Melopsittacus undulatus (budgerigar) is the source of this 1536-nucleotide messenger RNA. RefSeq names its product urotensin-2 receptor. Gene Ontology annotation, biological process: regulation of blood pressure; neuropeptide signaling pathway; blood vessel diameter maintenance. NCBI's taxonomy places the organism in Eukaryota, Metazoa, Chordata, Aves, Psittaciformes, Psittaculidae. The transcript has a single exon. Gene Ontology annotation, molecular function: urotensin II receptor activity. The record is from RefSeq and is a predicted model, not a curated record. Gene Ontology annotation, cellular component: plasma membrane. Bases 12 to 1160 code for a protein of 382 amino acids.